Molecule: messenger RNA, 1515 nt
Organism: Tetrapisispora phaffii CBS 4417
Lineage: Eukaryota; Fungi; Ascomycota; Saccharomycetes; Saccharomycetales; Saccharomycetaceae
Gene: ZWF1
Product: glucose-6-phosphate dehydrogenase
Exons: 1
Coding region: 1-1515 (504 amino acids)
Biological process (GO): glucose metabolic process; pentose-phosphate shunt, oxidative branch
Cellular component (GO): cytosol
Molecular function (GO): NADP binding; glucose-6-phosphate dehydrogenase activity
Source: RefSeq, a predicted model, not a curated record
AUGGCUUGUAACAGAGAAAGAUUCGAAACUGACGUCAUUAUCACUGUCUUCGGUGCUUCUGGUGAUUUAGCUAAGAAGAAAACUUUUCCUGCGUUGUUCGGUCUGUUUAGAGAAGGUUACUUGCACGAAUCCACUAAAAUUUUUGGUUUUGCAAGAUCAAAAUUAACUGGCAGCGAAUUGAGACAAAGAAUUGAGCCUCAUUUGGAAAAACCAAAUGGUAAGCAAGACGAUGAAAAAGUCGAACAGUUUUUUAAAUUGAUUCAGUAUCAUGAAGGUGGUGCUUACGAUGAGGACCAAGGCUAUCUGGAGUUGCUAAAGGAAUUCCAGAAAGUCGAAGCCCAAAAAAAUAUAACCCAUCCACAAAGAUUGUAUUAUUUGGCUUUGCCACCUUCUGUUUUCUUAAGUGUCGCUGAACAAAUUAAGAAAAUCUUAUAUACAACUGUCGGUGUGCAAAGAGUUAUUGUGGAGAAGCCAUUCGGUCAUGAUUUGGAAAGUGCAAGAGCUUUGCAGAAUAGUUUGUCUCCUUUAUUCACUGAAGAUGAAAUUUACAGAAUUGACCAUUAUUUAGGUAAAGAGAUGGUUAAAAAUUUAUUGCAAUUGAGAUUCGGUAAUACUUUCUUGAACGCUUCCUGGAACAAAGACUUCAUCCAAAGUAUACAAGUCACUUUCAAGGAACCAUUCGGUACGGAAGGUAGAGGUGGUUACUUCGAUUCCAUAGGUAUUGUCAGAGACGUCAUGCAGAACCAUUUGCUACAAAUUUUGACUCUGUUGACAAUGGAAAGACCUGUCUCCUUCGAUCCAGAGGAUGUCCGUGACGAAAAAGUUAAGGUCUUGAAGGCUAUGGCUCCAAUUGAUCACAAUGACAUCUUAAUCGGUCAAUAUGGUAAAUCUGAAGACGGCAGUAAACCGGCCUAUCUGGAUGACGAAACCGUUCAGCCAAAUUCUAAGUGUGUCACUUACUGUGCCAUGUCAUUCAAAAUCGAAAAUGAAAGAUGGGAUGGUGUUCCAGUCGUCAUGAGAGCUGGUAAAGCUUUGAAUGAAGCAAAGGUCGAGAUCAGAAUCCAAUACAAACCAGCUGCUCCAGGUGUAUUCAGACACAUUCCAAAUAAUGAAUUGGUUAUCAGAGUCCAACCAGAUGCAUCCGUUUACAUGAAGAUGAACGCUAAAACUCCAGGUUUAUCCACCACCACUCAAGUAACAGACUUGGACUUGACCUACUCCACUAGAUUCAAGGAUUUCUGGAUCCCGCAAGCAUAUGAGGUUUUGAUCAGAGAUGCUUUGUUAGGUGACCACUCUAACUUUGUUAGAGAUGAUGAAUUGGAAGUCUCUUGGUCUCUAUUCACACCAUUCUUAAACUACAUUGAAUCCCCAGAUGCUCCAGCCCCAGAACUUUACCCAUACGGUUCAAGAGGCCCAUCAGGUUUCAAAGAAUACAUGAUGAAACACGGCUACAAAUUCCAAGAUAACAUAAACUACUCUUGGCCAAUCAUCUCUCCAGGAGAAGAAACACAUUAA